AUGUCGCGCCCUGCAACCCGUGCCAGCAAUGCAAACAAACACCCCGGAGAUAUUGUCCGCACUGCAAACCGGCAGCAGCGCUCAAAGGAGGAGAUCGCUGCUGAAAAAAAAAACAGAAACAAGAUAAACAAGCGGCCAAGAGCGCUGCAGCAGAACAAGCAUGCACCAAGACUGCCAUGCAGGAAGAUGCAAUGGCCAUUGAGCAACAAGCUCAGCUUACAGGCCCACCAAAACUCAUUAGACCAUGACCAAGGCCUCACAUUCCUGGAAAAAAAAGGCACAGAACCCCAGACUGAUCCAGGAGAUGCACAACCAAUCAAAGUUCCAAGCAACUGGGUGUCGAAGGUCAAACUGAGCAAACCAUCAGUGCCUACUGAUGUCCACACCACUGUCCCAGAUGACAUCAACAUUGAGUUGGACAACAACAUACCUGAGAAGUAUGAACCUCGUAGAGGAGGGGAUGGAAAAGCUGUCGACUCAGAAUUUGAGGAAGCAGCUGACCCUAAGGAUGAAGAGGCACUCGAAAUGCUUGAUGACCCCAACACUGCUGUGAAUGGUGAUGAUGGCGAGGACCAAAUCCAAGAUAGUGAUGUGGACAUGAAGGUUGCUGUUUGCUCAACGACAUCUAUGUCUGUAGACGUCUCCAACAAACAAACAGCUAUGAAGCGCAUCAAGACGGAGGGGGCUACUAGCAAGGCAGCAUCCAUCAACUUGAAAAAGGUAAAGCCCAGGAACACUCAUAUACCUGAUGACAUCGCCAAGAGCUGGAGAGCAACAUUCCUUCCUGUGCUCAUGUACUGGGUCGGAAAUUCUAGCUACAGCUGGUCCAUCCCAGAGGAAGACCUCUCCAAUGUGCUUUACGAAAUAUCUAACUGUAUUGGUGGUAAGAACCAGGGGGUACAUGACUUUGAAUACUUAACUCGCUGGUCCUACCAGGCUGUACAGAAGAUUCACGAGUGGAAGGCCUCAUUUGGCUCGACAGCAAUCACCAUUUUGAUGACCUUCUUUACUGCCACGAAUCCAGAGUAUGAAACACAAGCUGCACGCAAGUCCUUUGCCAAUGAUCAACUCGAGGAUUCAUGCUUCAUUUACAAGAAUCCCGAUAGGCAUGAGAAGGUUGACACCCUGGACAGUGGAAUGAUUGGUUUCGAGACUGCACUUGCAUUGAUGGCUGCAGCUGUUGAGCGUGCACUUUCCUUGGUGUAUAACAAUUAUUUGGUUCCAUGUGACCCCUCUGACUCCAACAAGAAAAACCACAAAAUCGAACUCACAUUCAAUGAGUCGACAAACAGGAUGAGUCAUACUGGAACUGCUUUCUCUGCUGCUAACUGGGAGACAGAAAUGAAGGCCUACAUGGAUAUGAUAAUGGAGCUGCCAGAGAGCCAAGUCAAGGAGAUCAUUAGUUGA
Messenger RNA from Suillus bovinus, 1407 nucleotides. RefSeq lists its product as uncharacterized. The record is from RefSeq and is a predicted model, not a curated record. Lineage: Eukaryota; Fungi; Basidiomycota; Agaricomycetes; Boletales; Suillaceae. The transcript has 10 exons. The coding region runs from base 1 to 1407 and encodes 468 amino acids.